This is a messenger RNA of Callithrix jacchus (white-tufted-ear marmoset), 3133 nucleotides long. Its product is annotated as glutathione S-transferase Mu 1. The record is from RefSeq and is a predicted model, not a curated record. NCBI's taxonomy places the organism in Eukaryota, Metazoa, Chordata, Mammalia, Primates, Cebidae. Gene Ontology annotation, biological process: glutathione metabolic process. Gene Ontology annotation, molecular function: glutathione transferase activity.
GUGGGCGGGGCGAGGAGCCCCCGGGGCGGGGCUACGGAAGCUGGCGAGGCCGACCCCGCCUGGGGCUUCCUGACCUCGCUCCCGGAACCUUCUGAGGUGGCGGUGGCUCUUACCCCUUCCCGCCAGGAGGAUCCAGCUACCUGCUGCUGGCCUCCCGCGCCUGCAGAUCUCUGGAGCCCGUUGGAAGUGACGACCUUGAAUAUCGGCGGGAGCCGCGGGACCGAGGGGCGGGUCUGGCGCUAGGCCGUGCCCCUGCACGCGCAGGAACCCCCGGAGUAGGUCGCAGUUCAGCCCACCUGAGGCCUGUCUGCAGAAUCCGCAGCAACCAGCAGCAUGCCCAUGACACUGGGGUACUGGGACAUCCGCGGGGUCAGUGAAGCUGGCCCACGCCAUCCGCCUGCUCCUGGAAUACACAGACUCAAGCUACGAGGAAAAGAAAUACACGAUGGGGGACGCUCCUGACUAUGACAGAAGCCAGUGGCUGAAGGAAAAAUUCAAGUUGGGCCUGGACUUUCCCAAUCUGCCUUACUUGAUUGAUGGGGCUCACAAGAUCACCCAGAGCAACGCCAUCCUGCGCUACAUUGCCCGCAAACACAACCUGUGUGGGGAGACAGAAGAGGAGAAGAUUCGUGUGGACAUUUUGGAGAACCAGGCUAUGGACGUCUCCAAUCAGCUGGCCAGAGUCUGCUACAGUCCUGACUUUGAGAAACUGAAGCCAGAAUACUUGGAGGGAAUUCCUACAAUGAUGCAGCACUUCUCACAGUUCCUGGGGAAGGGGCCAUGGUUUGUUGGAGACAAGAUCACCUUUGUGGAUUUCCUUGCCUAUGACAUCCUUGACCUCCACCGUAUCUUUGAGCCUACCUGCUUGGACGCCUUCCCAAACCUGAAGGACUUUAUCUCCCGAUUUGAGGGCUUGGAGAAGAUCUCUGCCUACAUGAAGUCCAGCCGCUUCCUCCCAAGACCUUUGUACACAAGGGUGGCUGUCUGGGGCAACAAGUAGUGUCUUGAAGGCCAGGCGGUGGAGUGAGUAGCCCAUAUGCAGCUUGCCGCCCCAGCUGUGUAGAGCACGUGGGCUCUGCACCCCAGCAUCUGCCUCAUUCCUUUCUCCUGCUGAUUCCCUUCUUUACCCUCAAGACCUUAUUGGCCCUAUUCACUUCCGCUGAACCCCUGUCCCAUGAAGGCCCUUUAAAACCUCAGCUACCCACUUUCCUUCAGAAACAUCCCCCUCCCAACUUAUCCUUCCCUGCACUAAAGCCAGCCUGACCUUCCUUCCUGUUAGUGGUUGUGUCUGCUUUGAGGGGCCUGCCUGGCUGUGGAGUUCAGCCCCAAGCUGUCCCCGCGCUGCAUGAAAGAGCAGCAUUGACUGGUUUACAGGCCCCGUUCCUGCACCAUGGCCCCUGCCUUAGGCCUACCUGAUCCAAGUAGAACGUCAACCACAUUUGCUGUAGUCUUGUCUUAUUUGUUCCCAUCUGCCAAGACUGCCUGUCUGUCACUCCUCCUUCUGAAGGACUGACUGGUGACCCUGGCAAAUGGCUGGAUUUAUAGAGAUUAUGGUAGGCUCAGUAAGGUGUUUCCAACCUUUUGUUUUUUUUUUUUAACAGAGUCUCCUGCUUCCCAAGGAGAAGGACACUGGUGGGAUCAUAGCUUAUUGCAGUAUCCAGUCCUGGGCUCAAGCAGCCUUCCCACUUCAGUCUCCCAAAUAGCUGAGACUACAGGUGUGCCACCACACCUGGCCACAUUAAAAUUUGUUCUGUAGAGGCAGUGUCUCACUAUGUUGCCCAGGCUGGUCUGGAACUCCUGAGCUCAAGCGAUCCUCUUCCUUGGGCCUCCCAAAAUUCUGGGAUUGCAGGUGUAAGCCACCACACUUGACCCUGCUUCCAUCUUCUUGAUCUCUUUUCUGAUAGCCUUAAAGCAGGAAACCUCAUAAAGUGCUCUAUAGAAAGGAUGCCUCUUUCUGGGUCUAGAUCUUCAUUUAUUCAGUAUUACUCACUGCUUUCCAUAGUUAGGCAGAGCUGGAUCUCAGUGAGGAGGUCUUAGAUGCCCAGAGGUAGCGGAAUUCCCAUCACAGAGAACCAGGAUCCUUCUGUCUUCCACACUGUCUGAACCCAUCACAGCUGCUAGAUCUCUAGGACCCAAACUCUACUGUGAGCUGCUUCACCAGAAGAUUCUCCCAGCUCAGCAGUUCCCAAGCUGUGUUACCACAAAUAGUUGUUGAUAUUUUGGGUCAGGUAUUCAGGUAAGGCUCAGUAGGGAGAACUUAUUACAAAUCAACAAAGGUCUCUUCUCCAAAAACUGUAUAUCCAGAAAUACAACUCAUUAGAAUUAGUCAAAACUUCAACAGGCAUUUCCCCAAAAUGAAUAUCCAAAUGGCCAAUAAGCACAAGAAGAUGCUCAACAUCAUUAGACAGCAGAAAGUUAAACCCCUACUGUUCAGAUCCUGUUGUAUCCCCACCAGAAUGGCUGACAUGGAAACUACUGACAAUUGUUGGUGAUUUAUGGAGUAACUGGAAGUGUCAUGCAUUGCUGGUGGGAAAGCCGCUUUGGAAUACUGGCAGUGUCAACUAGAGCUAAACAUACAUCUACCCAGGACCCAGAAAUCCCAACCUGCAGGAAUGAGUCCUAAUGGAUUCCAAGAGUCAGAUACAAUGAUGUCAAAAGCAGCUUAUUUUAAAUAGCCAAUAACGGAAAACAAUCCAAAUGCCAUGAACACAAGAAUGAACAAAUGAACUGCGGUUUAUCAACAUAAUUCCAUCGUUCGUAUAAUAGGAUGCUUACUCUGCUAUAAUGAAAAUAAAUGUGCUAAUGCUACAUGCAGAAACAUGAAUGGGCCUCACAGACAUGUUGAGUAACAGGAUCCAGACAAGAGAAAGGACACAUGGUCUCUCCACUUACAUGAAAAUCAGGAGAGGGAAAUGAGUCCAUGGUAUCGGAGGGCCGAUGAUGGGUGGCCUUGGCGGGAACUGGGAAGUUGCCUGUGAAGGGCCUGGUGGAGUGCUGCAAGUUUCCUCUGUCUUUAUCCGGGAGGGGAUUCCAGAAGAGCAGACAAGUGGGAAAUCCCGGAGUAGCACACUGAAGACCUGUGCACUGUGUGUAUCACACUUCAGUGAAAAGUAUGCACAUGUGUCUUAGAUUA